Messenger RNA from Orbicella faveolata, 1921 nucleotides. RefSeq lists its product as uncharacterized. Gene Ontology annotation, biological process: protein N-linked glycosylation. Gene Ontology annotation, molecular function: alpha-(1->6)-fucosyltransferase activity. The record is from RefSeq and is a predicted model, not a curated record. Lineage: Eukaryota; Metazoa; Cnidaria; Anthozoa; Scleractinia; Merulinidae.
AUGCGUACGAAAGAAGGAGAUAAUUGUUAUCAUCCAGUUUAUUUUUCACUCUUUUUUUAUUCUCUAGGAAAUUGGUGGAGGCCUUGGCAAUUAUUUAUUACCAAAGACCCACUUGCUAGUAAACUGAAUUUUUCACGGCUUUGGAACCAGAGGUUGACUUAUGAGCAACGUAAAGAUAGAAUCUGUGGCAAAGAAUGGCAAGCUAACUACACCAAUCUUCACAAAGAUAUUCUGCAAUCGCGGCGGCCUCGACGGUUUAUUGUUUUUAGCUGUACUGUGGAAAGUUAUAAAUGUGCAGGUUAUGGCAAUCGCUUAGGGGGCAUCGCCUCACUUCUGUUUCUUUCUAUUUUAACGCAAAGAGCGUUGUUAAUUGAAUGGGACCAGGAAAUGCCUUUGGAUACUUACCUUGUCCCAAAAGGGAUCGAGUGGAACUAUUCAACAGAGAAUAUAAAAGAUCUUGACACAAGAAUACAUUUCUUGGGGAAGCAAAAUCACUUCAAUACGAGGAGGAACGAUGUGCUCAAUCAGUGGGAAAUGAAAACAGAUUUUGUUAGCUGGCUUCUGCAGACAAACAUUCAAGCUUAUUUUGACCGACCUGUUGAAAAAGUGGUGUCAAAUUGGUAUUUUGCAGACUUCUUAUUGGAAAAUCCUUUUUUAGGACAAAAUGUUGACGAGUUGGGAAUCAGGAGGGAACGCUCUCGAUACUCACUCAUAGGUUGUGCUUUUGAUUUUCUCUUCCAGAAGUCUCGCGAACUGGAAACCAGGCUUGACGCUGCUAGACGAUCGCUCGGUCUUGCAAGCCAGGCUCCUAAGCUCGGGCUUCAAAUAAGAAUGGGGGAUAUAUCUUUACACAGAGGCUUGCUGAAAAACAACCACAUUGACUUCAAGCGUUUUAUGAAUUGUGCGCGAGUGUUCGGCCAAUCCCUCGCGAGGCGAAAAGCAGACACUGUAAGGGAACCAGUUAAGUGGUUCCUAGCAACAGAUGAUACUGCAGUUAAGCGAUACGCACUUAAGAAUUACCCUUUAAAUGCAGUCACGCUAAAUAUAACUCCUCAGCACAUAAAUUCACUCACCAAGACGACGAAUUCGGAGAAGAUAGAAGGCAUGUUUGGUGUUAUAAUGGAUCAUUUUUUAUUGUCUGAGUGUGAUUUUCUUAUUUUGUCCAAGAGCACAUUUGGAAAAACAGCAGCCGCGUUAUUUUUUCAUUCAGAAGGAACAUCGAUUUACGAGGAUGUUUGUGGGGAACAAUUAAGGAAGGGCAUGACGCCCAACCUGCGCACAAUACAUCAGAUUGACGGCUAUUUCUGGAAACACCGAAAUUCCUCGAAUUAGCGCCUAGUCCGGCAAUCUCAAAUCUAAGAUUAGGCGGUGGGCAGUUCACCAUUCCCGUUAUACCAGCUUGUAGGUCAGCCAUUGAAAGACACAAUUUUGAUAAACUCAAAUUAAAUUGAAAUUUCGUUGACUUGAACAUCACAACAAACGACAAAUGUGAUUUUAACGUAACUCAGCGCAGACUCUUUGAAUCGACGAUCUCACGUAUGCACUCAAUUGCUUUAUCACGAGACUGAAAAUUGUUUUUGUUCCGUUCAGUUGUUUUCUUGUUGGUGUCGGAAUUUUAUUAUGCAUUCUGUCACUGGGCUAGAAUUAAUUUUUUGCAGCAGGUUUUAGAGUUGAAAUGUUACUAAGAUAGAGAAUUGGGAAUGGGGAAUGAGAAAAGGGAAAUGGAAAAUGGUGAAUGAGGAGGCAAUUCACACAAAAAUAAACCUUGACUGUUUUCGGCCUCGAAAGAAAUCCACAGUUUUCGCACCUCACUGAAGUGGCUGUCAACGUGGCCAUGCCACCAACGAGGCUACAGUAGCCACAGGCAGACCACUCUAUGUGUUCGUGGUUAAUAAUUGUUUUUAUUAUAUGGCUGUGUCUC